AUGCAGAGCCCUGAAGUUAUUGUAAUCGGCACGGGCCCUUCGGGGAUCGCAAUGGCCCAUACCUUGAAACAUAAGCUUGGGUUUGAUGAUUUCACAAUGUAUGACAAGUCGGAUGGCCCUGGAGGUACAUGGAGACUGAACACAUACCCUGGAGUGGGAUGCGAUGUCCCGACAAUCCUGUACUCGUUUUCAUUCAACCAGAAUCCGAACUGGUCCAAAGAGUUAUGCGAAGGCCCGGAAAUUCUAGAAUACAUGGAAUCGACCGUGGACAGGUUCGACCUGCGCAAACACAUGCAUUUCGGUAUAGAAUGUAUAUCGGCCUCCUGGAACCCACAGGGCUACUGGGAUGUCCAACUCCGCGACACCCAGACUGGUAUCGAAUACACGCGGUCAGCGACGGUCUUCAUAUCCGCCGUAGGAGGAAUCUCUAAGCCACGCGAGACAAAGUUCCCUGGAAUGGAGAAGUUCAGCGGCGAGAUCUUUCACACGGCCCGCUGGAAUCACAACUACGACUACAUGGGGAAGCGUCUAGCUGUUAUCGGCAACGGAUGCAGCGCUGCACAGGCUGUGCCGGCUGUCGCUCAGAAGGCUUCAUUUGUCAAGCAGUACGCUCGCAGUGCACAGUGGUACCACGAGCGACCGAACCGGAAUUUCACACCCUUUGAAAAAUGGUGUUUCCGGAAUAUUCCUCUGUGGCAGCGAUACCUCCGCCUGAAGCUGUUUCUUAUGAGUGAUGGCCUGGUUGCCACUUACAUGCCAGGCCCAGCUGCCGAGAAGCUGCGUGCUAGGACAGAAGAGACCGCGCGACAGUAUAUCUAUUCCCAGGCACCUCGCAAAUAUCACCAGUUUCUAGUCCCGGAUUUCCCGCUCGGAUGCAAACGACGUAUCUUUGAUCCAAACUAUCUGGAAAGUCUCAAUCGCAGCAAUAUAGAGCUGGCACCGGUUGGGAUCGAGUCCAUCGACGAGACCGGCAUCAUUGGCACCGACGGCCAGCGAGACGAGUUUGAUGCCAUUGUGCUUGCAACUGGAUUCGAUGUGCAGCAGUUCCUGGUCCCCAUGCAGAUAUAUGGGAAGAAGGGCAAGAGUUUGUCGGAGCAGUGGAAGGAAAGUCGCGGAGCGCAGGCUUACAUGGGGACCUACGUGCACGGCUUUCCUAAUUUCGCUAUGCUCUUCGGACCUAACACUUUCCCCGCGCACAAUUCCGUUCUAUUCGCCUCCGAGGUCGAGGUAGAGUAUGUCGCGAGAACACUCCUGGCACCAAUCAUUGAUAAACGUAUAUCCUCCUUAGAGGUCAAGGCCACCGCGGAGAAUCAAUGGGUAAGUAUUGUGCAUUCGGAGCUCCGAGGAAGUGUAUUCGAGGCAGGAUGCUCGAAUUGGUACAUCAACAGGCACGGACGAAACUCCGCCUCCUGGCCAGGCUAUGCUUCCACAUAUUGGAGGGAAUCUCGAAGAUGGAUUCGGAGUACGCGCAAGGAGACCUAUGGAGUGCUGGCCCUGUUGCUUGCAGGACUAUGGUGGAGGGGAAAUUCCGUCUUCCUAAGCUCACUGCGUCAGUUCUAUGGGGGAUUGCAUCGGUUUCUGGCGCAGUAG
Aspergillus versicolor CBS 583.65 is the source of this 1590-nucleotide messenger RNA. RefSeq names its product flavin-containing monooxygenase. Lineage: Eukaryota; Fungi; Ascomycota; Eurotiomycetes; Eurotiales; Aspergillaceae. The record is from RefSeq and is a predicted model, not a curated record. Bases 1 to 1590 code for a protein of 529 amino acids. The transcript is spliced from 6 exons. Gene Ontology annotation, molecular function: flavin adenine dinucleotide binding; NADP binding; N,N-dimethylaniline monooxygenase activity.